Messenger RNA from Limulus polyphemus (Atlantic horseshoe crab), 4135 nucleotides. Its product is annotated as muscarinic acetylcholine receptor DM1-like. The transcript has a single exon. Gene Ontology annotation, biological process: chemical synaptic transmission; G protein-coupled receptor signaling pathway, coupled to cyclic nucleotide second messenger; adenylate cyclase-inhibiting G protein-coupled acetylcholine receptor signaling pathway. The coding region runs from base 2033 to 3931 and encodes 632 amino acids. The record is from RefSeq and is a predicted model, not a curated record. Lineage: Eukaryota; Metazoa; Arthropoda; Merostomata; Xiphosura; Limulidae. Gene Ontology annotation, molecular function: G protein-coupled acetylcholine receptor activity; G protein-coupled serotonin receptor activity. Gene Ontology annotation, cellular component: dendrite; synapse; plasma membrane.
AUUUUAUUCCUCAGUUUUUGUGCACAUAUUCUUCAAAACUAAAGAGCUUAAUUAAGAUUACUAAAACUACUGAUGAUGAGUCAUUUUAGGAUUGAAUCCAAUUUGUGAGCUUUAACAAGUCCCGGAGUUGAGUUUAUUUUUAUACAGUUAUAUUUGAUUACAUUACCUAAACUACGUUGUCUUCCUUACAGUUGGAGAGGUGCAUGAGAGCACUAGUUUUUUUAGCCAAAUUCAAAUAUUUCUUGUUUUAUUUCUAUUUUCUAAUAGGGCCAGUUAAAUACCAGGAAUGUCCGGAAUAGAAAAAAACUACGAAAUCAAAGUUCAACCUACAGCUGCCGGUUCCAUUUGAAUUUGAAUAAACAUAAACCGAUGUUGUUGUUUUUGUGUUUUAGAACAUUAAAUUCCACACGAUCCUCACGGAUGAUAAGAAAUGGCGUAUGUGUUUGGACUUUUCAGUAAGAACAGAAAAUAACUACAAGUUUGAGGGUAGAAGCUGUUUUCAAAAAUUAUUAAACAUAUUACCUUGCGUUGAAUUUAGAGUUUAAACUUUCUUCAAUAUCUCAACAGAGUAUAUAAGUUGAUGUGGAAUCAAAAACUUUAACUUCUUCAAUAUCUCAACAGAGUAUAUAAGUUGAUGUGGAAUCAAAGACCUUUACUUCUUCAAUACCUCAACAGAGUAUAUAAGUUAACGUGGAAUCAAAAACUUUAACUUCUUCAAUAUCUCAACAGAGUAUAUAAGUUGAAGUGGAAUCAAAGACCUUAACUUCUUCAAUAUCUCAUCAGAGUAUAUAAGUUGAUGUGGAAUCAAAAACUUUAACUUCUUCAAUAUCUCAACAGAGUAUAUAAGUUGAUGUGGAAUCAAAGACCUUAACUUCUUCAAUAUCUCAACAGAGUAUAUAAGUUGAUGUGGAAUCAAAGACCUUAACUUCUUCAAUAUCUCAACAGAGUAUAUAAGUUGACGUGGAAUCAAAGACCUUAAGUUCUUCAAUAUCUCAACAGAGUAUAUAAGUUGAUGUGGAAUCAAAAACUUUAACUUCUUCAAUAUCUCAACAGAGUAUAUAAGUUGACGUGAAAUCAAAAAAUUUAACUUAUUCAAUAUCUCAACAGAGUAUAUAAGUUGACGUGGAAUCAAAGACCUUAACUUCUUCAAUAUCUCAACAGAGUAUAUAAGUUGACGUGGAAUCAAAGACCUUAACUUCUUCAAUAUUUCAACAGAGUAUAUAAGUUGACGUGGAAUCAAAACCCUUAAGUUCUUCAAUAUUUCAACAGAGUAUAUAAGUUGACGUGGAAUCAAAGACUUUAACUUCUUCUAUAUCUCAACAGAGUAUAUUGUUUUGUUUGUUUGGAAUUAAGAACAAAGCUACACAAUGGGCUAUCUGUGCUCUGCCCACCACGGGUAUCGAAACCCGGUUUCUAGCGUUGUAAGUCCGCAGACAUACCGAUGUGCCACUGGGGGGCAGCAGAGUAUAUAAGUUGACGUGGAAUCAAAACCUUAACUUCGUCCAUAUCUCAACAGAGUAUAUAAGUUGACGUGGAAUCAAAGACCUUAACUUCUUCAUUGUCUCAACAGAGCAUACAAAUUGGAAUCAAAAACCUUAAGUUAUUUCAUGAUCUUAACAGAGCAUACAAGUUAGUUUGGUAUAAAAACAAAGGUUCGUCACGAUAUCAAUAUAGCCGUACACGUUAACGUGUAAUAAAAAAACAUGGGUUUAUCAUAAUCUCAACGAACCAUAAGUUGACAUAAUAUCUAAAAGCUUGGAUUCUUCGUCAUCUCAACAAAGUAUACAACCUGAAGUAAUAAUUAAAGGCUUAGGUUCUUCAAUAUCUGAACAGAGCUUACAAGUUUAGGUGUUAUUUAUAAGCAUAAGGUCUGUGAAUCUAAAGAGAACAAAAACUAAGUUAGAAUUUAAAAUUUCAUUCUCCUAUGAUCUUCAGGAACAGCACCCUAAUGCUUGUUGUAGAACUUUCAUUUAAUAUUUCUCAUUGAGAAAACAAGCAGAUGUUGAUUUUAACUAUAAAAAUUUAACUUCAGAUGGCGACUCUCAGUUGGAAGAUUGUUGAAAGAAUGAACCCAGCUGUUCAAUCUAAGGUACUGAUGUAUUCUACAGCUUCUACACUUCUUGAGUCUUACAAUGUUACGGAGCCUUGGAACAACAACGUAUCUUCAUUGAUAAAUAACAGUGACUCUAGAGACCUACCUGAAUCACAAUACUCGCUACCCGAAGUCAUUUUGAUAGCACUAGUCGCAGGAUUGCUAAGCCUUGGUACUGUUGUAGGGAAUGUGAUGGUUAUGAUUUCAUUCAAACUCGAUAAACAGUUACAAACCAUCAGUAACUACUUUCUGUUAAGCCUAGCAGUCGCUGAUGUCUCUAUAGGCCUCAUUUCCAUGCCCUUGUUCACAGUAUUUACGUUAUUGGGAUACUGGCCGCUGGGAACGAUGAUCUGUGACACGUGGCUUGCUCUGGACUACCUCAACAGUAAUGCUUCUGUGCUGAAUUUAUUGAUUAUUAGUUUCGAUCGUUACUUUUCAGUCACUCGACCACUGACCUAUCGGGCUAAGCGAACCACUAAACGUGCAGCCUUCAUGAUUACAAGUGCUUGGGUUAUAUCCCUUGUCUUGUGGCCACCCUGGAUCUACGCUUGGCCGUAUAUUGAGGGCCAACGAAAAGUAAAAGCACACGAGUGUCACAUUCAGUUCCUGGAGACGAACUCCUACGUUACUUUUGGAACAGCAAUCGCAGCAUUCUAUUUGCCCGUGACAGUGAUGUGUAUUCUUUAUUGGAGGAUCUGGCAGGAGACAGAACAACGGAAGAAAGACCUUACCCAUCUCCAGGCUGAGAAAAGAAGAGACAGUAAAAAGUCAUCAUCCAGCGAAGAUCCGGCAGAAAACGAAGAAUAUCUCAGAGUAAGAACCGGUUCUUGUGUUCCAGAUGAAACUCGGGAAACCGGUUCUUGUGUACCAGAUGACACUCGGGAAACCACUUACGUUCCAACUUCUCUUUGUGUAGAGCACAGCCAGCCGUCUCGAAUACAGAAAUGUCGUUCCAGAAUCCUGAAGCAAGCUCUCGUAUCUUGGUGUCAGGUGGACAGAGAGCAGGAUGGUCCAGAUGACGACAGUACUAGCCAUGGAUCGCCUGGAAUUGUUACCUCCGGCUCUACUGAAACUCACAUCCAACCAUCUUCUAGAACCACCUCUAUGACAUUCCGGUCAGACCGCCGCAUGGACUCUGGAAUCCCUCUUAUAGCAAGAAAUGGACCUCGGAAUUUGGACAUGCUGACAGCCCAUUCUGUACCAUCCUCUACCUCACGAUCUUUUUCUUCCGAUUCGGUCUACACCAUUUUGAUCCGUUUACCAACAUACCCGUCUGUUGGCGAUGGAGAAUCACAAGCUUCCAUAAAAAUGAUUUUGGAGGAAGAAAGUCUCCAAGCAGAGACAAGCCUGCAGCACGUGAGUAAUUCGGAAAGUAUGGGGACCUUAAACAGCGAGAAAGUUCCUUCUGGACACGAUCGGAUUCGUCAUUCUUCAUUAAGAACAUCAGAGUCAGCUCUCGAAGCUCUCCGACUCCCACUUAACGCAAAACUUGUUCACAAGCAAGUGGCCAAGCCUAAGAAGAAACGUAAACAGCAGGAAAGAAAGCAAGAAAAAAAGGCCGCCAAAACUCUGAGUGCAAUUUUAUUGGCAUUUAUUGUCACAUGGACACCAUACAAUGUUUUAGUACUUGUAAAAACUUUAUCUUACUGUGCAGAUGACGAGUGCAUUCCGGAGGGCUUGUGGAAUUUUGCUUAUUACCUCUGUUACAUUAACAGCACAGUGAACCCUUUGUGUUACGCUCUCUGCAAUGCCAACUUCAGGAGAACUUAUAUCAGGAUUUUAUCUUGUAAGUGGCAAAACAAAAACCGACACCUUGUAAAUCGGGGAUACUUUAACUGACAUUAGUUAAGAUGAGAUAAAUUCACAAUUGUAUAUUUGUAGCACACACUUCAGGUGCCAAACAACAUUUGUUUUUUUUUUCAAAGAAGUUAUUCCAUGCUGAUAUCUCGCUGUUGUAAUAAGAAAACAAUAAUUCAUCUUGAUGUAGACGUACUUCAAUAAAUUUGUGGUUUUUCUGUUUGUAACUGUUGUAUUGUGACUGUA